CGUGCUGCCCGAGCGUUGCUACCCGGUGCGUGUUGGCGGAACUGCUUCUUCCGGCAGCCCCGCGUGGACGAUCGUCCGCGGGCAGCCGCGUGCAGGAGCCAAAUAGCACUGCUGCCCACCGUUUGCGUGCCGACCGAGGCUAGUAGCUCUAGGAUCUAACACGCCGACCCAUACGCUGUCCGGGAUCGAGCGAGCCUUCUCCGCGUGCAGCGAUAGCUCGGAGCGCUAAAAUAGUCGGGGUGCCGAGAUGGUGCCGCUCUGCAUAAGGCCACUGCCAUUUGCUCUCGUGCCCCGUGCACGGCGCCCAGCGGCCGGCCUGCCAGUGAGGACGUCGCAUCGGUGCCACCGCUCCACCGCGACGUCGCAUCGGCGCCAGCACGACGACGCGGGCAGCGAAACCGACGGCAUGGCCGGGCAGCCAGCACAAACGCGCCGCUUCCGCGUGAAGCCGCGCGGCGCCGUCGUGCGCGCGGGUUCCACGCUGACGAGCGCCGUCGUCGGCGAGCUCGACGGCGGCGCGAUUGUCGUAGCAGCCGCGGCGCCGGACAAAACAGGCCGCGUCGCGGUACAAACGCCGCUCCGGGGCUUCGUCUCCCGCAAAGUUUUGAUACCGUACGGCACGGGCCACGCCGUCCCGCAACAGCUAAAACCGAAGCCUAUCGUUGAACGGACGAAGACCGUCACCAUAAAGUCGCGCGCCGAUUUGAGGGCCUUCGUCCGCCACAAGGAACAGGAGGCGCGCCGCGACGCUGGGCUGCGAGAUGAAGGAUUUGUCUACAACACAAACGACCCCUACGAGCGCUGGGUUUCAAAACACAAGCACGGCGCCGACCCGUGUGCGCCGAAGACGCGUGUCGCGUACGCGUCGUAUUUACAUCAGCAAGGGUCGCUGGACGACGCCCUUCAACACUUAACGACGGCGCUGGUCGACGAGCCGCGGUCCACGAAAGCGCGGCGGCUGUUUGACGAAGUUUCUCAAGAGAUUAAAUUGAGGGACGCCGCGCGCGACGCGACUCUAAGUAAUGACGAGCGAGCUUUGAGGCUCUGGAAGCGUAGUGAUGAGUGCUAUGAAAGGGGCGACGCGCGCACGGCGCUGGCGUUGUAUGGGUGCCUGCUGGAUAGCAUGUUGGGUGAGACGUCUUCAUCAAUACGGCUCGUCGACGGGGAGUCCAUUGAAGCUCCAGGGAGACCCUUCGACGCGGGCGAGGCGUCCAAGCUGCACCACGCGCGGGCGGGCUGCUUCGCCAAGCUGAAGAAUUGGGAGGACGCCGAGGAGGAGUCGCGACGCGCGUUGGAGCUCGAACCCGCAUCCAUCAUAUACCGGAGGCGCCUCGCCACGACGUUGGAUAAGGCCGGCAAGUGGGGCGCCGCCGUCUGCGAGGCGCCGCGCGGCGAUCGCGUUUUCGAGGCGCGCGCGCGCGUUUUUGAACAGCGCGCGAUGCUUAGGAAUGAUCGAGAGACGCGGGCCUACGCGAACGACGUCGCCGCGUCGGAGUGGUUGGAACUGGUCAAGGCCGACGAGGGCAACCCGCUGGUGACCGGCGCGAACCCUUUCCAGGGUCUGUCGCGCGACGAGCUGCGCCGCGAAUUGGAGACAAGAAGGGAGCGUAGAAAGGCGCAGGAGGCCAUCAACGCCGCUUUAGAUGUUGAGGACGACCGGCGCGUCGCGGCCUGUGCUGUCAGAUUGUGUGCGUCGACGUUCAGGACGCGCCUGCGCAAGCGCUUCACGUCGCCGCUGUUGGUUGUGGCGGACAAAGGUAUGAAAUUGGAGCAGACGGCGAGUGAUGUGGGAGGGUGCUCCCUGUCGCGGGACCCCCUCCCGUCGAGUGGCGUCCACGCGUUUUGCGUCUACCUCGACGGUGCGGUGGGCGAUUUGAGAAUCGGCCUCGCGGCGGAGGGCUGCGACUUCACGCGACCGCUCGGUGAUGACGGCAAGGGCUGGUGCGUGGGCUUUUCUCCGCACGGCCUUGUCGUGGGCCACCGGAAGCGGCAGCGCGACCUCUUGCAUAGGGGCAAGGCCGUGCCUCAGCUCCAGGCCCACGACUGCCUGGGCGUGGUCUGGGAUGCGGACGCCAAGAUUCUGGAUUGCUACGUGAACGGCGUUUACAGGGGCGCCGCGUUUACGGCCAUGGACUUUCCCGCCGUUUGUAUUGAUGGCGACGGCGAGGAGAUGCCCAUGCCUUCACUCUAUGCGGCGGUGUCCUACGGCACGGAGUGCAAGGACGCGGGCGCUUGUAAAUUUGUGUGCGGGCGCGUCGACGCGAUGGAGCGCAUUGAGCGACUGGCGGCCAUCGACCGCUUGACCAAGGGCCGCGGCUACGGCGAAGGAGGCAAGCGCUUCGCGCUCGUGACGGAAAGUGGGGAGAGGCACCGGAAGAUGGACGCCCAGAAGAUGAAAUUUGGUUUAACAAGGAUCCACACCAAGGGCGUCGAGGACGCCGUCUGGGUGCAGACGGACCAGUGCCGCUGGACUCAAAGUGUUCAAACCGUGACGCUGAUUGUGUCGCACUUUCCUGGACAUAGUGUGGAGGCUCAGGACGUCGAUGUGGUGUUCAAGCAGCAGUACCUGAAAAUAAGCCACCGCGUCACGGCACAAGUCUACCUCGAGGGCGCCCUGCACCGGCCCAUUUUGCCUGCCGAAAGUUUGUGGUACAUUGAUGAAGGUGUUCUGGAGGUUGUGCUGGCGAAGGACUUGGCCCUCUACCAUUCGCAGUCGGUCGUCGAGCUCAGCGCGUGGCCGCGGCUCUUCGAGUUCGACGACGACUUGUCGGAUGGGGACAUGGAGCACGACCAGACGGACUUGGAUCCGGAGCGGAAGCGCCGCGACGAUUUAGCACAAUUACGGUCGUCGCAGCAGGCGAAGUACGAGCUCGCGAAACGCGCGGCCGUCGAGGCGUCUGGCAAAGAAUGGCACUGGGUCCACCGGGACGGUGAGAUCGAGCCGUCCUACGCCGUCGCGGGCGAAAUUGGGUAUGACGUGCCGUGCGAUCGCGACGCUGCGCUGCUCGCGUCGGGCGAGCCGCGGAUGAUGCUGGGGGCGUGAGUGUAGUUUUCUGGUGCUGUA
Molecule: messenger RNA, 3064 nt
Organism: Pelagomonas calceolata
Lineage: Eukaryota; Pelagophyceae; Pelagomonadales; Pelagomonadaceae
Source: the annotation of a GenBank genome assembly